Messenger RNA from Brachypodium distachyon (stiff brome), 1398 nucleotides. RefSeq names its product vegetative cell wall protein gp1. NCBI's taxonomy places the organism in Eukaryota, Viridiplantae, Streptophyta, Magnoliopsida, Poales, Poaceae. The coding region runs from base 117 to 932 and encodes 271 amino acids. The transcript has 2 exons. The record is from RefSeq and is a predicted model, not a curated record.
CUUUUCUUUUUCUUUUUCUUUCUCAACUUCUUCCUCCUGCCGCCGCCUCCUUCUUCUCCCCUUCUUCUUCCUUCACCCAGGCACUUCCCUGCCUCUGUGUCGCGCAUGCUUCCCCCAUGGCCGGCUCCCCUACCUCCCUCUCCCCGCGGGCUCCCUCUUCCCUGGCCUCGCGCGCCGCCUCCCCUGCUUCGCCCUCCACCGCGCCCGACGCGCGCGUCGCCCGCGUUCGCCUCGCCGCCGCCUGCUGCCCCUGGCCAGCGCCGCCUCUUCCUGUCGCCGCGUGCUUCCCCUCGCUCCACGCCGUCGCCCGCGCCUCCUCGUCUCCCCCGCGCAUGCCCUCUCUCCCUGCUCCGCCCUCUGCUUUCCCGAGCGCCGCCCGGCCGCGCCUCCCCUUCCCCGUGCCGCCCGAUGCCACCGCACACGUCGCCCUCGCCCCUGCGCCGCCUUUCCCCAUCGCCUGGCCGCCCGCGCGCCUACCUUGCUCCCCCGCUCCACCUCCCCUUGCUCCUGGCCGCGCCGCCUGCAACCGCUCCGCCUCCCCGUCGCUCGCCUCCACCGCGCCUCCCCUUCCACGUCGCCUAGUGCCGCUCUGUCCCUGGCCUCCUCUGCUGCCAGCGCCCAUCUCCUCCGGCCUCCUCUGUUGCCGUCGCCCAAGCCCGCAGGCCCAGCUCCUCGUCCUUGGCCCAUCUCCAAGCCCGGUCCAAGCCAAGCCCGUGGCCUUCUUUCUUUUCUAUUUUUCUGGAAUUGUGCCCCUUAGGUGUGGGCCCUGCCUGCCAGCCGCUUGCUGUUGCCGCUGCUGUGUUGCCACUGCUCCGCGUCGAGACACCUCGCUGCUGCACAUGUUGCUGCCACACAUCGUCGGCACCGUGGAGACGAACAUCGCCUCGAACCCUGGAGCCGGAGCCAUGAACGACUACGACUGUGACGAUUGAACGACUACUUCGCCUAUGACGGCUACAUCGUGUACGACUACCUCGACUACGUCGACUACUUCCUCUAUAUCGCGACGCCGCACGUGUCCAAGAGGUUUCAGCAGAACAGGUGAGCUGUUAGCUUUGUGAAGCACGACGUUGGAUUCGAUGUUUAGCCAGGGGAUCUAGAUCAGGGUUCCGAGACUCGUCGCGGGUUUCCUUCCAGCUUCCAGCCUCUUCAGGCCAUGCUGUAUUCUUGUCCGUACCCGGGCAUAAUUCAACUUCCGCUGAUGUAAUGAUGUAAUGUUGGGACAUGUAUCCUCUCUUUGUAAUAAUUGUUAUUCUGCUCCUUGUAUGAGCUUUGUAAUUACUCUCUUCCGUAAAGUUUUGGUAAUGAUAUUCAUGUUGCAAAAUCCUGCGAUGACCACAUUAAUGCGUGUAUGUAUUGAGGUGUUUAUCGUAGGUUAAGAAUCUGAGGCUUGAAUUA